UGGGGUAAUUAACAAAACGCAUUUUGCCUUGCUGUGACGCUUGUUAGCCGCUGAACGCAUUAACGUCUACUGUGUUGUUAUGAAGUAGCCUUAGCUAAGCUAGCCUGUUUGUCUGUCGUCCACAGUAACGUGCAAUCAAGGUUAUGAUGUGUAACUUAAGGAAUCUUAAAGUAGUAGGAGCCAUAAGAGAGAACCAUGUCUCCAGAGGAUGAACCCCACACUCGCCCCCUUGGGUUCAGCUGUUACUCUGAAGAUGUGCCUUUGAGCUGUGCUGAUUUAGAUCGCUCUCAGGAGUCGGGGAUAAGAAGCAGGGCGCACAGCUGUUGCCACAUGGGAACUCCAGAGGUUCACAUAACUUGUCACAGAAACUAUGCCAGUGGAAAAAGCCCUUUCCUUAAAAUAUUAAUGGAUGCAGAAGCUGCCGCCAACUCUGCAGUCAUACAACUCAUGUCUUUUAAAGACACCAUGGAAGAUGAAUUUGCUGAUUUAAGGCAGUCUGCCACAGACAAGUGCCGAGUUCGGAGACAAAGAAGACUCUUGCUGGAGAAACUGGAGGACUUUAGACGAAUGAACAAAUCUGUUCGACAGAAAUUAAAACAACUCCAGGAAGCAGAGACUGAACGAGUUGAUGCCAACCUACAGAUUGACACAUUAAUGAAGAAGAUUAGACAGACUGAAAGUGAAAAUGAGCAAUUAAAAAGAGAUUUGAGUGAGACAGAAAGAAGAGUUGAAGACCUGAUGGAUCUGAGAAGAGAAGAGCAGGAGAAUAUAAAGACUGCAGUUCACGUGACGAAGUCUGUGGAGGCCACACGUGCUCACCUUCAGGGCCAGCUGCGCAGCAAGGAAGCUGAAAACAAUCGUCUGACUGUACAGCUGAGGAAUCUGGAGAGAACCCUAAUGCAGCAGAAGAUGGAGAUUGAUGAUGUGAGAGGCUCCAUUACAUGUUUGACUGAGAAGGCAACUCAGGACAAAGAAUCUUUGAAGAAAGCCACUCGAGCACAGAAACUGAGAGCUGAGAGGUUCGAGGCUGCAAUUGAGAAAUGUUAUGCACAGAUGAGAGAAAAGGAUGCUCAGUUGGCCAAAGUCUGCUCAGAAAGAGACUUCAAGGAGCAACAAAUAGAGCAAAUACAAGACGAGAGAAUCAAACUUCUGUCCCAUAACGAAUCAUUGAAAAGUCAAAUCACAGACUUGACAACGAGGAUGCAGAAGACGAAAGAUGAGUUUUUCACGUCUAAAGAAGCGCUGAUGCAACAGGUUGAAAAGCUCUGUGCUGAAAAUGGAAACCUCAACAUAAAUAAUGCAACACUUCAGGCAUCUGUUGCUCAGUUGCAGCAGCAGCUGGCUGAAUGUGAGUCGACUGUGGUAGAAGAGAAAGCUGUGUCUGAGGAGAGGAAACAUCAAGUCCAACGGUGCCAAAAUCAGGCUGCAGAGCUUCAGGUUGAGUUGGAGGAUCUGAAGAUCAAAUAUGCAAAUGUUUUAAGAGAAGCCAAAAAAACACAAGAAGAAAACCAGGCAGUUGAGAAGGUGAGGCAGGAGCUGCAGGGGCGUGUGGAGGAACUGAAGCGUUACCCUGAGUUACUGAGGGCUGCUGAGCAGAGUCUCCUCGAGUGCCAGCAAAAUCUGCAUCGCUUAGAGAGCCAGUGCUCAGAAAAGUCAGAGUCCGUUAGGCAACUGCAGGUUCAGAUGGAGAGUCAAAAGAAAUCACUCCGAUGUUCUGCAGAGAUGAAUGAAUCCAUUCAUGAGGCCAAUUUACAACUUAAAGAGAAAAUAAGUUCUCUUCAAAGGCAGAUGGAGCAGCUGCAGCAGGAGAACCUGGAGCUGGUCCGGAGGCUGGCGGCUCAGGAGGAAGCUCUGAGCUACAGCAACCGGCAGCUGGACCACCGCUCCUCAGAGUGUCAGGCCCUCAGCCGGCAGCUGGAGGCCGCCAUAUCGGACGUCAAACAGCAGGUCAACAGGGUAAAACAACAAGCUCUUUCCAGAGAGGAAGCGCUUCAGAUGAAAGUACUGGAGCUGGAAGCAGAAAAAAGCCGGCGGGAGACGGAGCUGCGGCUCCUCCGCCAGAGCAAAGUCACAGCAGAGAAACAGUUUGAGGUGCGUCUGAAGGAUCUACAGCUCAGCCUGGAGCAGUCAGAGAGCCACAAGCAGAGCAUCCAAAACUACGUGGACUUCCUCAAAAACUCCUAUAAGACCAUGUUCGACGAGGGACUGCAAGCUUCAAGUUUUGGAUCCUCAUAUUUUUUAAAAUGAUAGAGUGGUUGUUUGCAUUCUUUCUUUUAUAGAUUUUGUAGGUUAAAGGAAAACUAAAGGCAAGAAUUCACAUCACAUUUUUUUUCUUAUUUAGAUAAAAAAUGUUUUUAGAUUUGGGGAAAAUUGUUUUUUUAAACUUUUCUGAUCUGGCAAAAGUUUUUCUCGCACAAAGGAAAAUGUGUUGCCGCUGUGAGAGCUUUCGAUCCUUGAUCUGAGUCCCCAGAUGCAGAAGGUUCCAGCCACAGACACUGAUGCUGGUAACAUCCUUUUAUCUCCAUCACGUUUUCUCCCCUAGGAGACGGCGCCUUCUCUGUUGCUCUCCUUGAACUGCUUCCAUUUUAUUUCCCGUUAGCGUCUUUCUGAUCUGAGGUCAUUCUGUAAAAUCCUCUGGUGAUUUUUGAGGAAAAAGGGAAAAGUUCAUUUUUCACUGUGUGUUUGUCAUUAUCACUAUUAUGUUGUGUGCAGCACACAGAGUUCGUUGUCGGCUGCUGGAGCCCGUUCAUCUGAUGCAUUCUGAGCCGUCUCAAGAACUAAUGAUAGAUUAAUGGACUGAACCUUGUUUUACCUGCUGCUCCGUGUGAACAUCUUCACACGCGGCUCAUUUUAUGGUUGUUCUGCUAUUGUUGUUCACUAAAAUCAUGUACUGGGAGUUUUUGUAGUGCUGUGUAGUGAAUGUGUUUGAUUCUCAGCUGGACUGAGAUGAAUUAGCCUGAAAAUCAGCUGUGGCGACUGCGUGUCUGCAGCACUGAGGCUCUGGGGCUCAGAAAGUGAAGGUUCCGCUGUUUGUUCAGCGCUCAGCCUCACGCGGUGUCGGUCCUGCGCUUCGCUCUGUGCUUCGGAACCGUGUCUGUGGUGGUCGGUGAGUCGGUGGCCGUAUCACCAGCAAGACAUGCUUCUCUCAGGUUCCCGGACACAGAGCUGUGUGUGUCCAAGAGGUGCAUGCGUCAGUGCCUCUGUUUCUCCUUUUGCUGUUUGUUCUCAGACUGUUUUUUUGCCUUUUUACGUAAUUCUGUUCAUCACACUUAGCUGGAAAAUGAGCCGUCAGCUUGGCUGCUGUAACAACACAUGGUGAUGGAUGCACCAAGGCCUCUGUAAACAGUCGCACAGCACAGACUUGGUUAACCUGCAGAGCUCAUUAUUGUAAGGGUCAUUUUGGUACAAUGUGUGUGGAAAGUUUAGAAUGUUCUUUGUUGCCCUUUAUUCCCUGAAGGUUAAACCAGCAUCUGUGUGACAGCAGGGAAACCAAUUACAGGUUUACAUUACAGACGUCUUUAACCAGUCGCUCCCAGUGGAUCCAUCAGACGAUGUGGAGACGGUUUCACUUGUAAACCCGCUUUUGUCUCAAGUAAAAUAUGUCGAACUGUC
Molecule: messenger RNA, 3612 nt
Organism: Betta splendens (Siamese fighting fish)
Lineage: Eukaryota; Metazoa; Chordata; Actinopteri; Anabantiformes; Osphronemidae
Product: outer dense fiber protein 2-like
Exons: 17
Coding region: 196-2247 (683 amino acids)
Biological process (GO): negative regulation of cilium assembly
Cellular component (GO): ciliary basal body; centrosome
Source: RefSeq, a predicted model, not a curated record